AUGGCUACCGCGCAGGUAGCCGGCGGUCUUCCCGUCGGGCCGGCGCGAGACUCGCCCGGAGAGCCGCCAGCCCAGCCGGGCAAUGGCUUCCGCUGCCUGUCGGCCCGGCUUUGCGCCCUGCGCCCGGAUGACAGCAGCUCGGCUCGCACCGAGAUCCACCUGCUGUUCGACCAGCUCAUCUCCGAGAACUACAGCGAGGACGGCGGCGGAGUGGCCCCGGAGGAUGUCUGUACUCUCCUUGUUCAAGCUUGCCGGCUGGUGCCUCUUAACCAGAAUCAUCUUGUCAGCAAAGUCUCUCAACUUAUCUACCACUUACUUAACAGAUUACAGGUGAUUGUUGAUGAGCAGAAUUUGGAUUUCCUGCUGCCAUAUACUAUUUCAGCUAUUCACCAGUGUAGUUCCUGGACACACUUGGAAAUCCUUCAAGCCUUGGCAGCUCUGGUUUAUUGCAAUGGCUCGAAAUGUCAAAAGUAUCUCCCAGACUUACUAGGCAAGACAGGACUCUUGAUAAAGUUGAGUGACAUGACUCAAUCUGAUCCUGAAAUGAGGAGAGCUGCAGUGCACUGUAUGGCAAACUUAUGUCUCAGUAUGCCCGGACAGCCGUACUUGGAAGAGCCCUACCAGAGCAUCUGCUUCCAAGCUUUCUUGACCACUUUACAGUCUCCUCAGUCAUCUGAUAUGGAUGAUAUCGCUUUUUGCAUGUUGUUACAAAAUGCAUUAAAAGGUAUACAGUCACUUCUGAAUGGUGGGAAGAUGAAGAUGAAGCUGAAACAAAUCGAUGACCUUGGAGCUCUGCUAGCUGUGUUAAAGAAAUUCAUGUUUCAUGGACUACCUGGACUGAACAUAGAGAUGCCCACAGUGCUGUACCCUACUCCACUUCCUCAGUAUGAUGGGAGACCCCCUGUCAAGCCACAGCAACCAGAAUCCAUUACUUCCCGACCAACUCUGAAUAAAAAGAAAAAGUCAAAAGUAAAGCCCAAAAAAAGCCAGCAAGGAGAAGAGGAGGAAGAGGAAGAGUCCAGUGGUGAAAGAGAAGCUGCCCCCAGCCUGGGUGUUUCAAGUGUGGCAGUAGAUGCAAGUGGAGCUGCAGGAAAAGUCCAAAUCUCCUCACCCUCGAGUUCUUCGAACUGGAAGAGGGUCAGCAGUAGUGAGUCGGACUUUUCUGAUGCUGAAGGAGGCAUGCAGAGUAAAAUUAGGUCUUACCAGGCCAGAGUUCGCCAAGGAGCAUUAGCUUGCUUUCUUUCUACAAUAAAAUCAAUUGAAAAAAAAGUCCUCUAUGGCUACUGGUCAGCCUUUGUUCCUGAAACACCUGAGCUGGGAAACCCCCAGUCUGUGUCCUUGAUGACCCUGACACUAAAAGACCCUUCUCCUAAGACUCGUGCCUGUGCUCUGCAAGUUUUAUCUGCCAUCUUGGAAAGUUCAAAGCAGUUUCUUUCUGUGGCUGAGGACACCAGUGACCACAAAAGGGCUUUUACUCCCUUUUCUGUGACCAUUGCUUCCAGCAUUCGAGAGUUGCAUCGGUGUCUUUUGCUGGCUUUGGUAGCUGAAUCAUCCUCACAGACCCUUACUCAAGUCAUUAAGUGCCUUGCAAAUUUAGUAUCGAAUUCACCUUAUAACCGUCUGAAACUCAGCCUGCUGUCCAAAGUCUGGAACCAGAUAAAGCCUUAUAUUCAUCAUAAAGAUGUUAAUGUUCGUGUGUCCAGCCUCACACUCUUGGGAGCCAUCGUGUCCACUCAUGCACCUUUACCUGAAGUCCUGCUGCUCUUACAACAGCCCUGUUCUUCUGGGCUCAGUAGUAGCAGUUCAGGGACUCCUGACUGGUGGAAGAAAUCCCCGUUGGGAUCUAUACGGGAUGAUCCAUCGGUGAGCUCCCCUCAAGGCUGUGCAGAGCCCUGCUGGCUGAUCCGACUUUGCAUUUCCACUGUUGUGCUGCCCAAGGAGGACUUGUGCUCUGGGAGUGAUGCAGGUUCUGCAACAGGAAUCAUCUAUAAACCAUCCCCUAUGAGACUGGAGGCCUUACAGGUCUUGGCUCACCUGGCAAGGGGUUACUUUUCCAUGACUCAGGUCUACCUGAUGGAGCUUGGAGAGGUGGUUUGCAAGUGCUUGGAGGAAGCAGAUCCUUCUAUCCAGCUUCAUGGAACAAAGCUUCUGGAAGAGUUGGGCACAGGCAUAAUUCAACAGUAUAAAUCAGAUUCUACCACAGCACCUGCUCAGAGAGUGCCAGUUACCUUGGUGGUAGCUUUCUGGACAAUGAUGCUGAAUGGUCCUUUGCCCAGAGCCCUGCAGAAUUCGGAACACCCCACUCUGCAGGCGAGUGCCUGUGACGCCCUGUCUUCCAUCUUGCCAGAAGCCUUCGAUAAUCUGCCGAAUAACAGGCAGAUUAUGUGCCUCACAAUGCUGCUGGGGCUGAAUGACAGCAAGAAUCACCUAGUAAAAGCAGCCACCUCUCGGGCCCUUGGUGUCUAUGUGCUUUUCCCUUGCCUGCAACAGGAUGUCAUCUUUGUGGCAGACACGGCAAAUGCAGUUUUGAUGUCACUUCAAGACAAGUCUGUGAAUGUCCGGGCCAAAGCAGCCUGGUCCUUGGGCAACCUGACAGACACUCUGCUCAUCAACAUGAAUAGGGAUUCAGCAGACCCAGGUUUCCGGGAAGAGUUUUCUGGUCUUUUACUCUUGAAGAUGUUGCAGUCAGCUAUAGAAGCUUCCAAGGACAAAGACAAGGUGAAAAGCAAUGCAAUCCGUGCCCUUGGAAACUUACUUCAUUUCUUGCAACCAUCUCAUAUAGAAAACCCCAGGUUUGCUGAAAUCAUUGAGGAGACUAUCCAGACCCUAAUUUCCACUGUUCUGGCAGAGGCUGCCAUGAAAGUUCGAUGGAAUGCGUGCUAUGCGAUGGGGAAUGUAUUUAAAAACUCAGCUCUCCCUUUAGGAACAGCUCCGUGGACCUCGCAGGCCUACAACGCCCUGACCUCAGUGGUGACAUCAUGCAAGAACUUCAAAGUGCGCAUCCGAUCAGCCGCAGCCCUUUCUGUUCCAAGCAAGAGGGAUCACUAUGGGUCUGUGGGCCAGUACGCCCACAUCUGGGGUGCACUGGUCAUGGCCUUGCAGAAGAGUGAAGACACUACAGACUUUUUGGAAUUCAAAUACUGUGCCAGUCUGCGGACCCAGAUCUGCCAGGCGCUGAUUCACCUUUUGAGCUUGGCCAUUGCCUCAGACCUGCCCUUCAUCAGAGACUCCCUUGAAAUAAAUGGGGACUUGGUCCAUUCCUAUAUCCUGCAUUUUUUGAAGUCUGGAGCAGAGAGAGAUGACACUGGAGCAUCCCACAACUCCCAGGAAAGAGCCCAGAUGGUCCAGGUAGCCCUGGAACAUGUUCGCUGUGUUCAGGCCCUGCCUGGAGACACAUCCAAAAGCACCGUGGUGAGCUUUUUAGAAACUGUCCUGACUCAGCAUUCUCACGCGUCUGCAUCACCAGCAGCACUGCUGGAAUCAACAGAUCAGUGAUGUUCUCUCUCCUUUCCAGGUGUCAGCGGGAAGUAGGAAGUCUACAUGGAACUUCAGAUAUAUGGGAUUUACUUUUAGGGAAAGAAGGUGGCCCUCCACUCUUUAUUGAG
This is a messenger RNA of Suncus etruscus (white-toothed pygmy shrew), 3605 nucleotides long. RefSeq names its product HEAT repeat containing 6 (gene HEATR6). The transcript is spliced from 20 exons. The record is from RefSeq and is a predicted model, not a curated record. NCBI's taxonomy places the organism in Eukaryota, Metazoa, Chordata, Mammalia, Eulipotyphla, Soricidae. Bases 1 to 3495 code for a protein of 1164 amino acids.